AUGAUGGCGGCAGUGAGGCACAACUCCAGUGACCAGACACUUGAUCCAGACGCGUCCGUCCUUGAAUACGCUCGCUUUCACCGCAUCUGCAGAGAUUACGCGCACAGCGAUCCACUCGACCCGCGAUAUCUUCCGCAGGCACCUAUCUUCCUGCUGCAAGACCUGACGGAUCCUCCCGGUUGUUCGCGGUUCCAGCCCAAUGAAGCGCCUGACACUUCGGAGCGUCUUGAGAUAGACGCUGCAGCCGUGAAUGUACUAAAGACAGUAUCGGCGCUUCAGAACCAUCACCCAGUAACAGAAACUUACAGCAAUCCUCGCCUCCUACGGCAUUUGAAAGUCGAAACACCCUUACUGAACACCGAUCAUGAACUUGACUCCAUUCGAUUUAGGAAACGUGGCAAUCUCCGCCUGACGGACGUAAAACUUCCUAUAGAGCUUACGGACGACGAGAAGGACGAAGGGCUCUCUUGGCCCUCGCAGUGUCAUGGCUUCUCGGAACAAUUCUACCGCGAGAUCGAAUCUGACAGGAUUGAGGUUCAGAAGCAGGCACUUCUUUAUCUCCAGUCCGUGGCAAAACAGCCCGCUAGGCCGGACACCCCGGAGCCUGCACCUGCCAAACGCUUAGCUGUCCAGCCCGUUACUCCACCGCUGCUUCCGCUAAGCCCUAAGUUCACUCAUGUUCCUGAUACAGCGUCGUCAUCACCUACCGGACAGCUCCAGUUACUUUCGGGUACUACCGACUCUAUCGCUGCUGAGGCCGAAUCCUUGGAGGGAAAGAUUUUCAAGGAAGAUGGUUUCGAGACAAGUGAUGUACCAGGUCUCAGAUCCUACGUGGAAGAUCCUAUGUUGUGGGGCGAUUCUGGAGAUCUCGAGGUUGACGAACUCGCGCCUUUGCCCAAGUCAAGGCGCCGCGCGGUAGAGCUCAAGGUCGAAGUACCGCUUACGCCUCCUCAGAGCUUCCCGUCGGCGGUUCGGUCACCCGCCAAAGACGCGAAAUCGGUUUCAUUUCCGGAUGAUAUGCUCGAAUACAUCACGUACCCAGCAGAGACUCCGUCCAAGUACGAGAGUGGCAAUAGUGUGCUUGAUUCUGAGAACGACUUUGACGCCUUUUUCGAAGAAGACAUUGGUCCAAUUGCGAAGAAGGCUGAGUGGAGAGCCGAGAACGAGCAAUUACAGGAAGCAGACACUACCAAGCGUGUGGAAGUUCCUCACCUGGAUUUCGAAGAUCCGGUUGCGCCAUGGAAUGCUCUCGGCUUGAGAGCAUCACUAAAGAAAGACGGAAUUUCGACUGAACUGCAGGCACAAGCCAGACUUCUGUCCCGCUGUGCGAGCGAAGACCUGAGGCUUGCUCAGAAGUGGCCUGAAUCAAAGAAACAAGACAUGGAGUUGACCUGGUGGGCUUUUCCGAGAAACAUCUCCAAGGAGGCUGUGAAAGAGACGAUACAAUAUGACGCAGCUCUGGACCAAGUGAUGGGAAGCUCAUCAUCGGCAGAUGUGGACAUUAUCGACAGCGGCUCUUUGGCCUGGAAGCUCGAGGGACUACGCAUUCUCGAUCAACCUGAUGAUGAAGUGGAGGAAAUUUCACCUUGGCACUUUGAGCCUGGUGGUGAUCUCGUGUCACUGUUGCAAAAGAGAAAGCUCGAGAUCGCGGACGACUUGGAAGAUUCUACUUAUCAAACGCAUGAAUCUGUGUCAAAGGAAAAUGCCAUCUAUCAGCCCCAAAAGAAAAAGAGGGUGAAUGAAGAUACUGCUCAUACACCUGCCGCACAAGAAAGCAGUUUCAUGUUUGGCGGAAUGUUCUCGACGUCUAAAUCACUGGAUCAGUUUAUAAAAGUGAGCAGCGGAGUUAUGAGUGUGGAACAACAGCCAAAAGCGCAACACUCUGGCAAAGAAGAACAGCAGAAAUCCUUCAAAGACAAGGCCACCAUACCGGAUGCCACAAAACAGGAAAUUCGAACCGAUCAACCUCCUCCACCAUUCCCAGCUCCUCCAAUCCCCAACGAGCUUCCACGCAAACCGUUCAUCGUCUCAUCCUCCCUCCUCACCCGCCGCCGAGAACUGGUCCGCACGAUCCAAAAGCUCUACCCAGCCGCCUUCCUCGUCGAACGCGACUACACCAAGCCCCACCUCUCAUCAACCACCUCCUCCCACGGCCCGCCACCAUCCGCCGAACCCGACCUCAUCCUCUCCCCAUCAACCGGCCUCCUCCUCACCACCCUCCAGCGCAUCAAGCAACGGCCCCUCCCCGGCCAACAGGCUGCUACCGCCGGCUUCCAAACCGAACUCGCCCAAUGCGCCGCCAAAUUCCCGCAUCUCAUCGUCCUCGUCAGCGCAGCAGCGGCUGCUCCUCCUUCCAGCACCACCACCGCCGCCGCCGCCCCCGACGCCCGCGACUGCGACGCUCUCGCCUCCCUGCACGGCUUCGCUGCCGCGAGCCUGCGCGGACAGGUUACUAUCACCUACGUGCCGGGCGGCAGCGAGGCGGACCUAGCGCGAUGGAUCGCCGGCGCCAUGGCAGCGUACGGGCGGACGUCGGAGGAGCUGGUCGGAGCUGGAUGGAAAAGGGAAGACGCAGGUGACGACGAUGAGGUGCUGAAGGAGGAGGAGGGGACGUGGGAGUUGUUUUUGCGGAAGGCGGGGUUGAAUGCGUUUGCUGCGCAGGUGGUGUUGGCGAGGUUGGGGAAGAGGAAGGGGGAGAGAGAGGAGGGUGGUGGUGAGGGAGGUGGAGCAGGUGGUGGGAUGUACGGGUUGGCGGCGUUUGUGGCGAUGACGCCGGAGGAGAGGAGGAGGGCGUUUGAGGGGGUGGUGGGGAGUAGGGAGUUGUUGGAUAAGGUGGGGAGGAGGGUGGAUGGGAGGUGGGUGACGAUGGGGUCGUAG
Molecule: messenger RNA, 2877 nt
Organism: Lasiodiplodia theobromae
Lineage: Eukaryota; Fungi; Ascomycota; Dothideomycetes; Botryosphaeriales; Botryosphaeriaceae
Product: Nucleoporin nup49 protein
Exons: 1
Coding region: 1-2877 (958 amino acids)
Source: RefSeq, a predicted model, not a curated record